Molecule: messenger RNA, 2079 nt
Organism: Fusarium coffeatum
Lineage: Eukaryota; Fungi; Ascomycota; Sordariomycetes; Hypocreales; Nectriaceae
Exons: 7
Coding region: 1-2079 (692 amino acids)
Biological process (GO): regulation of DNA-templated transcription
Cellular component (GO): nucleus
Molecular function (GO): transcription cis-regulatory region binding; DNA-binding transcription factor activity, RNA polymerase II-specific
Source: RefSeq, a predicted model, not a curated record
AUGCCUGCCACAAACAACACCAAGUCGACUGGCCGCCGCCCGUCGGCUGCUCUCGGAAACUGCGGUAAUGAUACCGUAGAUAGAUCCAAGGACACUGCGGUCACCCGACGCCAGCAACGCCAGAGACACCGAGAGAACAUGCGCCAUCAGGCGGAGGUUGCACCCUACCUUGGCCUCUCUGACAGUGAAGAUGACAAGGCCGAUGAGAAGAAGGAAGCCAUGGAAGAGACCACCGACCCCAAGGAUUCUGAGUCAAAAAUUUUCUUCAUUACGCUCAUGUCCCCGAAGUCCCCUUACUGCACUGAGAGAUUGUUUUCAAAGUUGGAGCUGGGCUAUGUUGCAUCGCAGGACGAAUGUUUACGCAUGAAGCUUGACUGCCAAGUUCCAGAGAUCACACAGCGAAGAAAGCGAGGAAAGUCAACGAGAGUCGCGCAGCUGGAGAAAAAGAUCGACGGCAUAGUCUCCCUCCUCGCCAACCGCCAAAACCUCCCUCCAACCCCCGAAAGUCCCAAGGAACAACAACCUCGCCCCCAACAACCAGUACCACCUCUCUCACUAGACCCCAUAGCUCUAGAAAUCUACCAAGGCGAUGUCUCCAUUCCCUCCCACUUGACCGACAACGUAGAGCUCUUCCCGGGCUUCAGCGUCUCUCACGCCGAAGCCUGCGAGCGCCUCAAACUCUAUCAGCGCGACUACGUCCCGCACUUCCCCUUCGUUCCUUUACCAGAGCACAUGACGUCUCAUGAGUUGUAUGUCGAGUCAAGUUUGUUAUUCUGGACUAUCUUGGCGGUGGUUUCGCCGUUGGAGGAUAAGGUGCAGAUGGAGUUCAAGGCGUGGUUUAGAAGGUAUUUGGCGGAGCAUGUUUUUGUGAGGCAGGAGAGAUCAACGGACCUUCUACAAGCGAUAAUCAUCUAUCUUGGAUGGAACGACUUUCACUUCUACGGAGAGCUUCAAGUCACGAACAUUGUUCAGAUGGCUGUCGGUUUGGUCAUUGAUCUGAGACUCGACAAGAUCGCGGGCUCCUUUCUUGGCGGUCCGAAAACCCUUCUUGGAGAUGCGUGGACGAGUAUGGGCAAGCAGUGCACCAAGGGGAAGGCCUACCAGACUCCGGCCGACAAACGGGCGGUACUAGGCGUCUACCACAUCACCAACAUACUCAGCACAUACUUCCGCAAGAGCACCCUCUUCAACUGGAGCACUCAUCUCUCCCAAUGCUGCGACUACCUCCUCGAGUUCAACGAGUGCGAAACAGACAUCUAUCUCGUCUCGUUAGUCCGCAUGCAACAUUUGACCGAUCGCGGUUUCAGCAUUCUACCGACCAUUGAUCCUUUCGAUUCUACCAUUCCGACAUUCAACGCCGUAAUGGCUAUGGCGCUUGAUAGCGCCCAUCGCGAACUGGACAAGUACUUUGAAGCGCAACCAGAAUCUGUUCAGAAUAGUCCUGGCUUCAGAGCACACUACAACUCCAUGAUCGUCCGCCUCUACGAACCAAUCCUCAGCAUGAAGACUUCAUCCUUCUUAACCACCGACACAAGCCUCUCUGAGCCCUUCCUCCGCUCCCAAUACAUGUGGAAAUGUCUCGAAGCCGUCCGGACAUCCCUAACACAACACACCACCGCCGUCCCCGCGUCUACCUACUCCAUCCUGCCCAUAACGGUAUCUUGCAUCCUAGCCUUCGGGACAGUAACAGCAUCCCGUCUAAUCCUCGCCGACACCUCCCCCGACUGGGACACCAAAUCCGCACGCCUACACCUCCAAUUUCAGAACGUUUUACAGAAACUGAGCGAUCAGUUCGCGCAGGCGGAUGAAGAAGCUAUACGGCUCAACAGACGACGGCGGGUGAUGGAAGAUGGGAGUAGUGUUUUCUUGAAAUCGAGUUUCAAGGUCAGGUGGAUUAGACAGUGGUAUAUGAGCAAGAUUCCGCAGGAUGAGCAGAGGGAGAUUGAGCAGGCGCAGGUUGUGCUUGAGCCGGCGAAUCCGAAUUGGGCGGGGGAUUUUCAAUUUGAUGAUGAGUUUUGGGCGGAUUUGAUGGCUGGGUAUGAUGUUGAGGCGCUCAAUGGUGCUACGGCGGUUUCGUAG